UCUUCCACGCGCGGCAAGCCUUGAGAUGAAGGUGGCUCCAUACGCAUAGAAACAGAAGCAAUGGGAAACUUUUUCUGUGCGCCAAUCUUUUUGUAUGUUGCUCUCUUUGUCAAUAAAGUGAUUCGCCAUCAUUAUUUACUCGUGAGCGUGUAGGCGGUCUAAGUUCCUGUGAACGAGUUUUUCUCGCUCCUCUGAACAUUUUUUUCGGAGCAGCUCGUUCUCUCUUUUCUCCCAUGGAACUAGAGAAGGCCUCUCUUUUUAAAAAUGUGGUUCAUCGAUCAGAUGCUGGAUUAAUUGUGUCCGAAAUCAAGCAUGAUGAGAAACAUAUUCAACUUAAGAAAAGGUGGUUGUUGGGCAUUGCUGCUACAAAAUCUGAUCAAAAGCGCUUCAAGAAGUCUGAGUUUUUAAAAGAUAGGUUUUUGCAUGAGUCCUUGCUUAGGGAAGAUGAUAUAUUUUAUGAAUCAGCAAGAACUUAUGUUGAAGGUAUCUUUGGGGAAUGCCAUAUUGAACGAGAAUUUAAUGUUAUUCAGGAUGAGAUGUUAUCUGUUGACAUAGCCAUCAUUAAGAGGAUGAUAUCAUGCCUGGAUAUGAUGACCACCAAAGGCCUAUAUCUUCUUGCCAUGAUAAUUACUGGUGGUUCAGUCAAGUUUGAGAAAACUCGUUGCAAAUUGAAGAAGAUUGUCAAGAGUUUUCUUUCAAAUGCUCUUGGCAACCAAAACCAUAAUUGUUCCCAACUGGAAAUUUUCAAACAGCUUUUUGGACUUAUCAAUAAUCAACAGCAUUUUCGACAUAAUUGCAAACCCUUAUCUGCUUCAAGAUCCCAAUAUAAACAUUGUGCCAUAAAAAAGGUAUUGGAUGGCUUAAAUCACUUUCCCCAUCAAACCCUGAUGGCAAUGCGAAGAAAGCUUAGGGGAGUGAAAGCAACCAUGCCUCAGUUACGGACUAGCAGAAAGGGAUGGAGACAAAGAAAAUUGGUGGGUGAAGUAGAGGAAUAUGAUUAUGAAAUGCUUUCUCAGCUUGAUGAAGGAGAUGAACUACAAGAGCCCUUAGCCAGAGCAAUGGCGGUAGCUGACUUAUCACUUAAACUUGUGACACAUCGUAAUGGUAUAUUUUCAGAGGAAUUUUACCAAUUCUCAUCUGGAGUAAAGUCCUUGCAGAAUGAUAUUAUGAAAGCUAUAUGGUUAGUUGAAAAAGAAGUGGGAAUACAAGAGCUGAGAAAUUUGCAGAUCCUUUUAGAACCAAAGGCUAAAGUAUCAAAUAAGAUACUACGGCCAGCUUUUACAGAAUUGUUGACUGAAUUUCUUUUCGAGUGUGAUGAUGUGGAGAGAAUACCAAAGAGUCUAUUUAAGAUCUUAGAUUUCAUUAACGGGACUUCGGGUGUUAAACCUCUUCAAUUGUUACAGGAGAAGAAGGAGAAAAUUGAAGAAGAGGUUGAUUGCAUAUUAAGUGUCAGUGCUCAGACAAAACAAAUUGUUUUGGAUUUGUUGCCUGACUAUGGGUUUGAGGAAGAUUUUGCUGAUGCAUAUGUGGAACAAUUAGAAGAAAGUGAAGAUGACUAUGAUGAUUGUCCAGUAGGGGAAAAUAGACACGUCAUAAAUGGCAACUGUGAUUCAAUGGAUUCAAAAUACAAAUCAGAAAGUAUUGGGCAGUUUGUACCCUUUGGUUUCAAUCCAGCUUCCUCUAUGGCUGGCGAGAGAAAUUGCAAUUCUUCAACAGUUUCACCUGAGAGAGUGUUAGGUGAAAAUUUUGUUAAAAGACAUAAUUUGAUUGAAUGUAAUGCUGGGAUGGAUCCGGGAAACGUAGCAACAAAUUUUUCAUGUGAGGCAGCAGAACCGGAGCCAACAAAGAACAUGAGAGAGAACCAAUACCUUACCAUUCAAGAUGCUUGUGAUGAGACAAGUCUGCUUACUCAUAAACUUAUAGGUCGUGUGUUGUGGGAGUUUGCUAAAUUUGAAGGCCUGAAUCUAAAUGCGAGUCAGAGUUUAUACUUGAGAGGUGAUAAUGAUACUAAAGAUGCGAAAGCAGCAGAACAGUCAUCAUCAUCUGAAAAAGACGCCAGAAAUUCAGCUAUUGUUCGUAUAGUAAAAGAGCUGGUCCCUUCCUUUUCAGAUAGUGCCAUGGAAAGACUGAAGAUAUUGAUUGACUCAUGAUAAUGUUCUUCAGUCCCAGAUUAUAAGGGGGUCAACAGGGGAACGGCGUUUUGAAAUACUUUCAGCUAUGUAUUAGCCUCAUCAAGUGGUGAGGUUUUAGCAAGCUCGCUCUUUGCCUUGCUCAUCCCUAAGGAAUUUCCAUGUAAGGGGAUCUUGAUCAGUUGCAAAAUACUAUGAUAAUCACUUUGAAAGUCAAGUCCAGCAAAGAAAAAACUACGGAGUUGAUGCAGGAGAUGGAGAGGCAUUUUGGAUCAGAAAGCAGAGAUUUUAGUACAUUUACACGCGACCAGUAUUUGGCAGGAAAGAUGGUGAUAGAAACAGGAAGUUACAUGAUUUCCCUCGUAAAGUCACACGGGGAUGCGUUCCCAUCAAGUUGAUGAAACAAACUCUUGCGAUCCAAGUGCCCUUGAGGUGAUAGGACAUGAUUUCGGCCGAGCCAAGUGCUAUGUUUGUGUGUUUUGGCAUAAUCAUGAGCACUUCUGCAAAGAAAAAGUGUAAUCCCGGGCAAGUAACCUCAGACUUGGAUUCCCUAUGGUGGCUAAAUCCAGGCAGUGCUCAAAUGCUGUUAUAAAGUUAAAAUAUUUUAAAUAUAACUUUUAGUCCUUGAAUUUUUCCUCAAUUAUCAAUUUAAUCAUUCACCUUUAACUUGGAACAGUGUAGUCUUUAUAGUUUCUUGACUCAAAACAGUUCAAUUUUUAUAGCUUAUUGACUUGAAAUAA
Messenger RNA from Prosopis cineraria, 2869 nucleotides. RefSeq lists its product as uncharacterized. NCBI's taxonomy places the organism in Eukaryota, Viridiplantae, Streptophyta, Magnoliopsida, Fabales, Fabaceae. The record is from RefSeq and is a predicted model, not a curated record.